GCGAAGAAGAAGCAGAAGAAGGACGAAGAAGAAGAAGGAGCGUUAGUACUGAGCUGUCACAGUUGAAUAGACGGGAUAAAGGAACAGAUUCCGUUCAGAGUAUUUCCCGGGCAGCUAUGGAUGUAGCGCUGUAUGUGAUAGCUGCCGCUGUCCUCGUCGUUCUCAUACUGUUUGCCGUGAAGGUGCGGAGGCAGACACGGGCAGCCGACGAGGACCAGCGCAGGGAUGUUGUGCGUGCAGCGGGGCCCCCUCAGCGAGCAGCAGAGGAGCGAGGAGCCGGCAUGCCUCGCAGGAGAAGGAACCUGGCCAGUGUGAUGGCAAACAGACGACCUCAGAGAGAAGCUGUGGAACGCGAGGAGGAGCCUGUGGAGGAAGACGAGGCGGAGCAGCAGAGCUUCCAGCCGACUGCAAAGGUCGGAGCCAAGAAGCAGCGGAAGUUGGAGGAGAAACAAGCCAAGAAAGCCCAGAGGGAGGCUGAGAUGGAAGAAAGGGAGGAAAGGAGGAGGAUGCAGGAGCUCAGAGAACAGGAGAGGCAGCAGGCAGAGGAGAAGGAGCGGCUGCUGGAACAGAAACAGGAGGAGCAGGAGCGCCGAGCUAAAGAGGAGCAGGAAAAGCGCGAGGAGGAAGAGUACCUGAGACUCAAGGCUUCCUUUAUCGUAGAAGAGCAGGGAGAGGAGGAGCAGCUCUCUGAGGACCAGUCACGCAACCUGCUGCAAGAAUUCAUCCAGUACAUCGAGACCUCUAAGGUGGUUCUCCUGGAGGAUCUGGCUUCUCAUUUUGGGAUGAGGACACAAGAUGCCAUCAGCAGACUGCAGGACCUGCUGGCUGAAGGCUCCCUCACAGGUGUGAUUGAUGACAGAGGGAAGUUUAUCUCCAUCACUCCAGGAGAGCUGGACUCUGUGGCUCAGUUCAUCAGGCAGCGAGGCCGAGUGUCCAUCACAGAGCUGGCUCAGGCCAGCAACUCUCUGAUCAACCUGAUGCCUGAGAGUCGCAGUGCUGCCUGACACUCUGUGGACACAUCCUUGAGUGGCUGUUGACACACAGCUGGACUCUUCACUGCCAUCCUGUGUGGCUCAGUACUCUUAAUCACAGCAGACGUCAGGUUACAGUUGACCUCCCAGUAUGAGGAUUUCAGCCAAACUGGAAUAAACAAAUCCUGAGUUUUA
Molecule: messenger RNA, 1166 nt
Organism: Maylandia zebra (zebra mbuna)
Lineage: Eukaryota; Metazoa; Chordata; Actinopteri; Cichliformes; Cichlidae
Gene: ddrgk1
Product: DDRGK domain containing 1
Biological process (GO): negative regulation of IRE1-mediated unfolded protein response; protein K69-linked ufmylation; cartilage development
Molecular function (GO): ubiquitin-like protein ligase binding
Source: RefSeq, a predicted model, not a curated record